Messenger RNA from Rhagoletis pomonella (apple maggot), 2488 nucleotides. RefSeq names its product nucleolar complex protein 2 homolog (gene Noc2). Gene Ontology annotation, biological process: ribosomal large subunit biogenesis; negative regulation of transcription by RNA polymerase II. NCBI's taxonomy places the organism in Eukaryota, Metazoa, Arthropoda, Insecta, Diptera, Tephritidae. Bases 77 to 2386 code for a protein of 769 amino acids. Gene Ontology annotation, cellular component: Noc1p-Noc2p complex; nucleolus; nucleoplasm. The transcript has 2 exons. Gene Ontology annotation, molecular function: transcription corepressor activity; histone binding. The record is from RefSeq and is a predicted model, not a curated record.
AUAUCGGGCAUAUCUACAUUGCUUGCAUUUUAAAACGCACGUUUCUUUUUAUAUCUUUUUAUUGUGGUUUAAAAAAAUGAAAGGAUUAAAAAAGCGCAAGACUUUGGUUAAUCCUAAACCUUUAAUAAAUAUGAAAAGUAUCAAAUCGAUCAAAGACACAAAGAAACUAAAAAAAGCUAAGGAAAACAACCAGAGUAAAAUUUCCAUUAAAACUGCCAAGUUUUUGAAGAACAGAAUAGCCGGCGGAAAGAAUUCUUUCAAAGAUUCCAAUGAAGAUAAGAAAUAUGAUAAAAAAAAGAAAAAUAAAUCGCACAAGGAGGAACUUGAAAGUUUAAAAGACAUCGAUCCAGAGUUUUAUGAUUUUCUGAAGCAAAAUGAUAAAAAGUUGUUGGAUUUUAAUAUGUUCGACAGCGACGAUUCUGAUGAUGAAAAUCAGGGUAACGAUGAUAAAGCUAGAAAUAAAACCGCGGACGAAGAGAAGGAGAUUAAAAAUAAUUUGGGAGACUCUGACAGCAACGAUAAUGAAGACAGUGAAAUGUAUCAUAAACCCAAUGAGAAUCUAGAAGUAGCCAGCGAUGAAAGCGAUUUUGAAGAUGACGCUGAUAUUGUUCCUGAUGGGCAACAAAAAGUAACAUUAAAUUUGCUACGUCAAUGGCAAGUGCAAUUGGAAAAGCAGAAUGUUUCCUUAGAUAUAGUGCGCAAGGUCAUUCAAGCUUUUAGUUCUGCUCUAGCUAGCAUUACAUCGGAUGAAGGAAAUACAGCACCAACUUCGUUUAAGGUUGUUGGUUCAGCUACUUUCAACGGCGUUGUCCAAUUGUGUGUUCUGCAUCUUUAUCCAGCUCUUUUGCGCAUUCUAGGUUUAACCCCGCGCUCGACAACUCCAAUCCAUAAAACAAAAAAAUGGACUAAAGUUCGAGGUUGCUUACGAUAUUACUUAACCGAUCUUAUUCGAUUGGUAGAGCAGGUCUCCAGUGCGAAUAUACUUUCGGUUUUACUAAAACAUUUGCACCAAAUGGCUGUAAUGACUGCAUCAUUUACAACCUUAGGAAAAACUAUAUUGAAACGUCUAAUAGUGUUAUGGGCCACAGGCGAUGAAACAAUAAGAGUGCUAGCGUUUCUUUGCAUUCUCAAGAUUACUCGCAAUCAGCAGGUUUCGAUGUUACAUCAUGUUUUAAAAGCCAUGUAUCUCUCUUAUGUGCGGAAUUCAAAAUUUGUUUCCCCCAAUACGCUUCCUAGCAUAAAUUUCAUGCGUCGCUCUCUUGUUGAAAUGUUCGCUUUGGAUUUAAAUGCAUCCUACCAGCAUGCUUUUCUUUAUAUCCGACAAUUGGCGAUUCAUUUGCGCAACGCAGUAAUACUGAAGAAAAAGGACAGCUUUCAAGCGGUUUAUAAUUGGCAGUAUGUGAAUUCUUUGCGUUUAUGGGCUGAUCUGUUAGGAGCUACUACGAACAAGCCUCAGCUACAGCCACUUGUAUACCCGUUAGUUACAAUAACUUUGGGAGUUAUCCGCCUUAUACCAACAGCGCAAUACUUUCCCUUGCGUUUUCAUUGCAUAAAAAUACUUAUAACAUUGGCCAAAGAAACGCAUGCAUUUAUCCCCUUACUCCCAUUGAUUUUAGAAGUUUUGCGUAGUAACACUUUUAACCGUAAACAUACUGUUGUAUCCAUGCGACCAAUUCAAUUUACCUGCAUUUUACGCCUUAACAAAGGUCAGUUAUCUGAAAAUGGUUUUCGUGACGAAGUAAUCGAGCAAGUAUGUAGCCUUGUUUUAGAGUUAUUAGCUAAUGAAUCAGCGACACUAGCUUUCAGCGAUUUGGUUGUACCAACUGUAUUAGCGCUGAAGAGCUAUCUCAAAGAGUGCAGAAAUGGCAAUUAUUCUAGGAAACUAAAACAGCUUUUGGACAAGAUUCAGGAGAACUCACGAUUUAUCGACCAGGAGCGACGUAAAAUUACAUUUAAUCUUAAUGAUGUGGCACAAGUCAAUUCUUGGGAAACAAAAGUACAUAAUAAGGGAACACCGUUAUCGAUCUACUAUGAAAGCUGGGUAAAAACGCAUGAAGCAAAGAAAAGACGGCAGGCAGCUCAAAUCGAUAGUAUCAAUGCAGACUAUGAUAUACCAAGCAUUAAACGUCCCAGCAAAGAUAAUGUGGCAAUUAGGAAUGAUAAUGGUGAGUUGGAACUAUUCCCGUCAGAUUCAGAAGAUGAGGAAAUGCCAAAUACGGACAUUAAAGAACGAGAUAAUCCUCCUCUAAGAGUGAAACGAAUUAAAAAACAAAAGAAACCAAAACAAACUAGUGCUUCACAGCCUGAGGAUGAUAUACCAUUGGAAGAACCCGAUAAUCCAGAAAGCGUCGAUAUUGUAAAAGAUUUAGAUCUAGACGAUUGGUGAUAUAAUAUUGUAACUCUUAGAUUUGUUUAUUGUUGAAUUUUAUCAUCAUAUUGCAAUAAAACUGCAUAACAAUUUAUUAAAAGAUGAAUAAAUAUAACAACA